ACCCGCCGCCGGCCGAACCUCCUUCUCCCCUCCCCUUUCUAUUUCACCGUGCCCUUGUUUUCUCUACAUUGGGGCAUCAACUUACUAGAAAAGAGGUUCUCCAGAAACGCACUGACAGAGGAAGAAAAGAAGGCUUUCAAGAAACUAUUGAAAGAAGAUGGCUACUAUACGAUCAGAGUGUCAUCUAAUGUGUUAGAUCCUCCGGGAAGAGAUUUUGUUGUUUCAUCAGUCAGAGUUAUCAUGUCAAACUCUGAUGAUGAAUCUGAUGACUAUGAUGAAUUAGGCUCAGAUAUCAAUUUGCUUCUUAUUUUGAGCCAUGCAAAUGAUUUUUUUCAUGAAAUGACUCAGUUUCAUAGAUCUAUUGAUCGGAUGCCUUGUCGAACGUCAUCUCUUACUGGGAGGAUGUAUAUUCAAGAAAUACUUGAUGGGCACCCUCAAGUUUGCUUUGAUAAUUUUCGUAUGUCGAAACAUGUGUUCGUGAAUUUUUGUAGGACAUUAAAAGAGAUGAAUCUAUUACAAGAUGGAAAGAAAGUUACUGUUGAAGAAGGUGUCGCUAUGUUCUUACUAAUCAUCGGGCACAACACACGACAUCGAAUAUGUGCAGAUCGAUUUCAACAUUCAUUGUACGCUUGUAGCAAGUGGUUCAAACGAGUUUUACGAGCUGUUUGUACAUUGGGCACACAUAUUAUUCGACCAUAUGAACACAAUGGUGUCCAUCCUCACAUAUUGCAUAAUCCAAAGUGGUUUCCAUAUUUUAAGAAUUGUCUUGGAGCUAUUGAUGGAACUCACGUAUCGGCAUGGGCACCGACAUCAAUUCAAACAUCUUUUCGUGGUAGAAAGGUUAUUGUCACACAAAAUGUGAUGCUUGUAUGCGAUUUCGAUAUGCUUUUUACAUUUGUGUAUACAGGCUGGGAGGGGACAACAAAUGAUUCAAGGGUGUUCAUAGACGCUUUGACUAGGCAUGAAAAUCAUUUUCCUAAACCUUGCGGUGGUAAGUAAUAGAAAAAAUGCUCUAUAUAUAUUCAUUUAUGUAGGUAUUUUACAUUAUUAAUUAAUAUGAUAAUACUAUCACAGAUCAAUUUUAUUUGGUUGAUUCUGGUUACCCAAAUAUGCCGGGGUUUCUUGCUCCGUAUCGAGGUCAACGCUAUCACUUGAGAGAUUAUCGACGGCAAGGCAGACCAAGGGGGAAGGAAGAGUUGUUCAAUUAUAGGCAUAGCACAUGUCGUAAUAUUAUUGAGCGAUGCAUUUGUUGGUCCCUUUGGAGGCCGGCAAGAGGGGAGGGGUGAAUUGCCCUACAAAUUAAAACACGAACCUUUCUCGGAUUUCAACUAUAUAAUGAACACUUGUAAUAAAUAAAUAAAAGAG
Zingiber officinale is the source of this 1365-nucleotide messenger RNA. RefSeq lists its product as uncharacterized. Lineage: Eukaryota; Viridiplantae; Streptophyta; Magnoliopsida; Zingiberales; Zingiberaceae. The coding region runs from base 241 to 999 and encodes 252 amino acids. The record is from RefSeq and is a predicted model, not a curated record. The transcript is spliced from 4 exons.